AUUACCAAACUGCCCCUCCUCCUCCCGCGAUUCGGAUCUCCCUCCGGUCACGGCGAUCUGGCCCGGCCGGCGGCGAGCGACGGAGCGAGCGCGAUGGCCGCCGCCGCCGUGACGCUCCCGCGGGUGGUGGUGGCGUCGGCCGCGCUCAGGGCCGCGCUGCUGGCGCUCGGGGAGUGGCAGGACGCGCACCUGGAGGUGAGGUACACCGACGUCGACUACCUCGUCUUCUCCGACGCCGCGGCCUCCGUCGCCGCGGGCGGAUCCCCCUUCGCCCGCGCCACCUACCGAUACUCACCGCUCCUCGCCUACCUGCUCCUCCCCAACUCGCUCCUGCACCCCGCCUGGGGGAAGCUCCUCUUCUCCGCCGCAGAUUUGCUUGUUGGCUUGUUCAUUGACACCAUUCUCAAACUACGUGGAAUCCCUGAGAGAACUCGGAUCUGGUCUGUUGUAGCUUGGUUAUUCAAUCCCUUCACGUUCACAAUUGGCACAAGAGGAAAUUGUGAGCCUAUAGUCUGCGCUGUCAUACUCUGGAUUCUGAUAUGUUUGAUGAAUGGUAGAGUAUUGCAGGCAGCAUUCUGGUAUGGUCUGAUUGUGCACUUCAGAAUAUAUCCUAUCAUAUAUGCAAUUCCUUUUGUUAUAGUUCUGGGCAAGGGUUAUGCUGCUCCUGCUGGAAGGCCUAUUCUUACACAGUGGACUGCUAAGCAACAUUUGCAAAGUAAUAAACCCAGUCCAUGUGUGGAAGGAGCAAUGCCAUUGUUGGCCAGUUUAUGGAAUUUUCUGCGAAGCCUCAUAACAAGAAAUACAAUCUAUUUUGGAUUACUCUCAGGAUCUAUGUUCUUUCUCUGGACUGGUGUUUUCUUUUAUCUUUAUGGAUGGGAAUUCUUAAAUGAAGCACUACUUUACCAUCUUUCUCGGACUGACCCGAGGCAUAACUUCUCAAUAUAUUUCUACCACAUAUAUCUGCAUCAUCAGCAAGGGUUCUCAAGUAUACAUAAGCUCACUUCUUUUCUGCCACAGCUGAUUGUGCAGUUGGCACUCAUUCUGCGCUUUUCUAGGGAUCUUCCAUUUUGCUUGUUUCUCCAAACGGUUGCAUUUGUUGCAUUUAACAAGGUGAUGACAGCGCAGUAUUUUGUGUGGUUCUUUUGCCUGCUGCCGCUCAUCCUCCCUUGGACUACCAUGAAUCUGAAGUGGAAGGGACUGUCCUGUGUACUUGUGUGGAUGGGGUCCCAACUUCACUGGCUGAUGUGGGCAUACUUGCUUGAAUUCAAGGGCCGAAACAUCUUCAUACAGCUCUGGGCAGCAGGUCUCGUGUUCCUGGCUGCAAACGUCUUUGUUAUGCUCAUGGUGAUCAAGCACCACCGGUUCACUCCGUUCUUCUCAUCACCAUCCGUGAAGUCUGCAAGCAAGAUUAAUUCCAAGAAGGAAUAGCGUGCUAGCCUUUUCUUUCUUUCUUUUUUUUUUAUAAAAACUUUACCAGCUGAGUAUUUCUGAAGACACGGAUCCUGAUCUCUCUUUGAUAUGCUGAAUCUUAUGCGAUUUGCAUCAUGUAAGCUGUAACUUAAAAUUAGGCUGUAUGUUACUAAAGUGAGAUUGUUUAGUCA
This is a messenger RNA of Oryza brachyantha (malo sina), 1601 nucleotides long. RefSeq names its product GPI mannosyltransferase 1. Bases 94 to 1428 code for a protein of 444 amino acids. Gene Ontology annotation, biological process: GPI anchor biosynthetic process. The record is from RefSeq and is a predicted model, not a curated record. Lineage: Eukaryota; Viridiplantae; Streptophyta; Magnoliopsida; Poales; Poaceae. The transcript has 4 exons. Gene Ontology annotation, molecular function: GPI mannosyltransferase activity; alpha-1,4-mannosyltransferase activity. Gene Ontology annotation, cellular component: glycosylphosphatidylinositol-mannosyltransferase I complex; membrane.